Molecule: messenger RNA, 231 nt
Organism: Protopolystoma xenopodis
Lineage: Eukaryota; Metazoa; Platyhelminthes; Monogenea; Polystomatidea; Polystomatidae
Source: the annotation of a GenBank genome assembly
AUGGAACCAAUGAAUAAUAUUAAUUCAUUUGCCUCCUCAUUUAGACCGGUCGCAGUUCCAACUGGGCACCAUGUCACAUUUUCUCAAUCACUCGGUGCCUGGUUACCGCGACCUCCCACCUUGGCCCCUAGUGCCACCGGACCCGUCUUCGCGGAAUGUUCAUCUCGACCUGCCUCUGCCUAUCGAGAGUUCAGACAUGCGUUUGGCUUGAUGUCACCCAAAAGCCUGUGA